AUGCAUCAAAGAAAGUAUGCAUUAGAACUCAUUUCUGAACUUGGUUUAUUUGCUGCCAAGCCUAUAAGCACCCCCAUUGACUGCAAUGUCAAACUCACUACAAAGGAGUAUGAUGAUCAUGCAGCAGAUACAAUGCAUGAUGAUCAUGUAGCAGAUACAAGGCGUGAUGAUCAUGUAGCAGAUAAAAGGCAUGCAGAUGAUGAGAUCAUUCAAGACAUCAGUGUUUAUCAAAGACUUGUAGGCAAGCUUCUCCACUUAAUUAUUACCAGGGCUGACAUCUCAUAUAGUAUACAUACACCAAGUCAAUUCCUACAACAACCAAACAAGUAUCACCUAGAUGCAGCACUCAGAAUGACAAGAAAACCAGUUACUGGUUACCAAGUCAAAAUUGGUGAUUCAGUGAUUUCCUGGAAAUCAAAGAAGCAGUCUACAAUCUCAAGAAGUUCUGUGCCGAGUACGAAUAUAGAAGCUUAG
Molecule: messenger RNA, 474 nt
Organism: Lycium ferocissimum
Lineage: Eukaryota; Viridiplantae; Streptophyta; Magnoliopsida; Solanales; Solanaceae
Exons: 2
Coding region: 1-474 (157 amino acids)
Source: RefSeq, a predicted model, not a curated record